CGACCGCCGCAUUGUAGUCAAAAUGGCGCUCCAAAAAAAGAAAGAAGGAACUCAUGAUGGUAAAUAUUUUGAGUCUCAUCCUCAAGAAAAUGCAGGCCAUUUCAGUUCUGUCAGUAAUUCGCAACCUAAAAGUAGCAAAAAGAAUCGUGAGCCAAAUGAUGCUGAGAAAACUCCUCGUCCUAAAAAGGGCAGUGGAAGUAAAGUCAAAGCCUCUAAAACUAGAAGGUCACCCUCCCCUCCUCCAGAAAAGUCCAAGAGAAAAAGUUCAAGGACUGCAGCUAUUGUAGCCAGCAAGAAGAAAAAAUGGGAAGAAGAUGAUGAAGACAGCACAAAAGAUAUGGAUGAUAUUCAGUCAGAGAUUAGCAUCCCAGAGGUCCACAAUCCUAAGCAAGGUUGUUCAACAAAGAAUGGUAAAGAUGAGUUCACCCCACUAAAGGGAGGGACCAUGAUGGAUUUAGAUGAGCAACAGAGUGAGAAGGCUGACAAAGACAGACAAGAAGAUGUUGAGUCGACCCCGGUAAAAGAUGAGGAGGAGAAGACAUACGUAGUGGAGGCAGGGGAUGAUACGUUGACAGAACAAACACAUCACAUCAUAGUGCCCAGCUACACGGCUUGGUUUGACUAUAAUUCUAUCCAUGCCAUUGAGAGGAGAGCAAUGCCAGAGUUUUUCAAUGGCAAGAACAAAUCAAAGACACCUGAAAUAUAUGUUGCCUAUCGUAACUUUAUGAUAGACACAUACAGAUUGAACCCAACAGAAUAUUUGACAUCUACAGCUGUAAGGAGGAAUCUGGCUGGAGAUGUGUGCUGUCUCUUGCGUGUUCAUGCAUUUUUGGAACAGUGGGGCCUCCUCAACUACCAGGUGGACUCUGAGAGUCACCCAACAGUUAUGGGCCCACCCUCCACCUCACAUUUCCACAUCUUGGCAGACACACCAUCAGGCAUUGCACCAGUCAACCCACCACGACUUAACCAGCCCUCUGCUGCCCAAGAAAUCUGUGAAUUUCCAGAGAAAAAGCCAGAGGAAGAUGAGAAGCGAGAACUGGGUUCAUUGGGGUUAAAGACAGACAUCUAUUGCAAGAAGCCAGUCAAGGAUAAGAAUUCUUCCAUGCGAAGCCGUGAAUGGUCUGACCAAGAGACCCUCCUGAUGCUGGAGGCUCUAGAGCUGUACAAAGAUGACUGGAACAAGGUGUGUGAGCAUGUGGGCAGCAGGACGCAGGACGAGUGUAUCCUACACUUCCUCAGGUUGCCAAUAGAGGAUCCAUACCUUGACAUCAACGAUAACGCAGGUCCCCUGGUGUAUCAGCCGAUCCCAUUCUCAAAAAGUGGCAACCCUAUCAUGUCCACGGUGGCAUUCCUGGCAUCAGUUGUUGACCCUAGAGUAGCUAGUGCAGCAGCUAAGGCAGCCUUAGAGGAAUUCUCUAAAAUAAAAGAUGAGAUCCCACCUUCUAUUGUGGACGCUCAUACCAAAACUGUUGUCAGUGCCAGCAAAGAUGGAAAGGUCGUUGAACCAACUUUUGGGCUGGAGAAAAGUGGCAUCGCAGGCACAGAAGUUGUGUGUGAUGAGACCGAUGAACAGGAUGAUGACAAAGAUGAGAAAAAUGAAGAAGAUAAAGAGGAAUCCAUGGAAACUGAUGGUACUCAAACCAAAAAGGAUGAAAAGAAAGGGAAAGAUAAGAAGAAAGACAAGAAAAAAGAUUCUAAGAAAGAAGAAAAGAAGACCCAGGAUAACGAGGUAGAGGUUGUUGAAGAGCCAAAAGAGGACAAGACACAGCCAGAAGAUAAGAGCUUUGGAUCAGAAGAUUCUGUUGUCUCCACAGCAGCUGCUGCAGCUCUAGCUUCAGCUGCUGUCAAGGCCAAGCACCUGGCUGCCGUGGAGGAGAGGAAGAUUAAAGGUCUGGUCGCCCUCUUGGUGGAAACUCAGAUGAAGAAGCUGGAGAUUAAGCUCAGACACUUUGAGGAGAUAGAGUCCAUCAUGGAUAAGGAGAGGGAGUCUCUGGAGCUCCAGCGCCAGCUACUGCUGCAGGAGAGGCAACAGUUCCACAUGGAGCAGAUGCGUGCAGCGGAGUACAGAGCCAGACAGGUGGCCAGUCAGCAGCUGGUGGACACCAGGCAGCACCACCCUGAGGGACCACAUUCCAUAGCCAGCAUCCUGGGGUCCCACACUCAGCCGGAGGUCAGCCAGAACUACGUCAUGCAUGGCUCCCCCAUGCCACCACAAGGACCUCAGGUUCAAGCCACUCAAGUAUCUCAAAACUCCCCCACCCCACAUCCCAGCUCCCCUACCCCUAAUUCCAUGCCCUGUUCUGUACCCUCCUCCUCUACGGCAGAAGUGAAAACAAUUCAAACCUCUGCCCCCUCCUCCACACCCAGCCCAUCACCCCACUCAGCAGCUGAUGCCCCCACACCUGACAGCCAUGCUGGUCAGCUAGCAGCUAGCCAGGACCACCCCCACCCCCUCUCACAACAGGUCCCCAGCCUGCCCCAGUUCACAAGCCAAGACCCCCCCACCCCCACACAUGGACCAGCUAUACAUCCAUGCCUACCUGCCCACCCCAACCCUGGGGAUGUCCCACCUCAGCAGUAUGGGGGUAAUCCCAUGCCUCACUUCCCUCCCUACAUGAGCCACCCCCAUCCCUACCCCCUCCUGUCUGCACCACCCAUGGGUCAGUAUGGUCAGCCAACAAUGGGACAGUUUGGAAACCAGCAAGAAAGUCAUGCACUUUAUGAACCUUACAGUCAGUUUGCUGGUCCUGGCAGUGACAGAGAUUCUCAUGAGACCAAGCACCAGCCCUCCUCCCCAGACAGCAAAUAAAUCAGCUGGCAAUUGUUUAACUAUGCCCUCACACAUGACAAUAAUCCUAAAAAGUUUUUUUAAUGUUGCAAUAUUUUAAACACCUCAGGUAUAUUAUUAUAUCUUUGUUGCAAAGCAUUUUUAAAUUAUUAUUUUACAUUUUUUAAAAUAAAAAAGCCAGGAAUCUCAUUUAGCCACUGUAUAGUGGCCUGUUUCAUUCAGACAAUUUUUGUGCGUGUAGUUUAAACUUUGUGGUAAUGGAGCUGUAUGGUUUGGUGAACAGAAAGUGGACCAAUAUUUCUUGUACAUAUUUGUGCUAUGACACAAUUUCCAUGUUGUUGCUAGAACUCCCAGUAUUAUUGGUGGUGUUUAUUGCUGUUGUGUUGGUUCCAGUUUUUUUUUUUGUUCUAGUGCGUACUCUUGAUGUUUACUGUGAGAGAUAAUUGUGGAGAUUUUAUGAGAAAAAAAAAACAAUGCCAAAAAUGUUUACAAAUGUUGAACACCCAACUUGCAAACAUGGGUUAGUCAAAUAGGGUUCAAAUACAAACAUUCCAUGAAAAUGGAUUUUUUUAAAAUAAAUUUUUUGUCACCCAA
Physella acuta is the source of this 3385-nucleotide messenger RNA. Its product is annotated as SWI/SNF complex subunit SMARCC2. Gene Ontology annotation, biological process: cell projection morphogenesis. Gene Ontology annotation, molecular function: protein binding. Gene Ontology annotation, cellular component: synapse. The record is from RefSeq and is a predicted model, not a curated record. NCBI's taxonomy places the organism in Eukaryota, Metazoa, Mollusca, Gastropoda, Physidae.